Molecule: messenger RNA, 3609 nt
Organism: Gaeumannomyces tritici R3-111a-1
Lineage: Eukaryota; Fungi; Ascomycota; Sordariomycetes; Magnaporthales; Magnaporthaceae
Exons: 1
Coding region: 284-3193 (969 amino acids)
Cellular component (GO): catalytic step 2 spliceosome; intracellular anatomical structure
Molecular function (GO): RNA binding; ATP binding
Source: RefSeq, a predicted model, not a curated record
UGCUUGUUUAAGCCUCUGCCAGGUACAUGUGGUGAUAUGCCUGCCGUGAGCGACGUACCAAUCCUUUUGCUUGCAACAGAGGGAUGAAAAUCCCAUCUGCUGCUGCCGCCGCGUUCUUGCCCGGCACUGACGGCGCUCCCGGGUGUAAUCGGGAACUGAACAACCCGGUUCAAAGUGGUGGUAACUAAGAUUUGCGCCAUCCUGCACUCACUACGACUUCAGCCACUUCAGCCUUGUUUCGAGACCGCAAACCCAGGCGCAUUGCAGCAUCAAGACCAUCACCAUGGCGCCCUCCGAUAAGAAGUACGCGUUUGUGUCGAUGGAGGACGAUGGGGCGCCUGCCAAGAAGCGCGCCAAGGUCGACCAGGACGGUUCGCGAUCCCACGGCUCCCGAUCGGAGCGCAAGUCGGAGCGCGACCACGGUGAAGGCAGGACUUCCUCAGGUCGCUCGAGGAGGCAUGAUGACAGGCGCUCCAAGUACGACCGCGACGACGACGACAAACGCUCAAGAUAUGAUCGCGACGACGAUGACAGGCGCUCUAAACACGACCGCGGCGACGAUAGCAGGCGCUUCAAAAACGACCGUGCUGAUGACGACAAGGCGCGACACGACGACAGACGAUCCAAGACCUCCCGCGCCGACGAAGGAAAGGGCAGGACCCUGAUGGACUCGGACAAGGCGCGACAGGAUGCGCUCCCCGACCUGCGCGAGAAGUCGCGUCAGGAAUACCUCAAGAAGCGCGAGGCGGAAAAGCUCGUCCUGCUCCGCAAGCAGGUCGCCGAGGAGACGGCUGAGCUGAGCAGCGGCGCGAGGCUGACCGAGAGGGAAAAGGCCGACUUUGCUAGAAACAGAGAGGUCCUGAGGCUCGCCGAGGAGCGGCUGCGCAUCGACGACCACCGCGAUGGCUACCACAUGCCCGAGGACUACGUGACAGAGAAGGGCAAAAUAGACAGGAAGAAAAAAGAGGACGCGCUAUACAAGCGGUACGUGGAGAAGGACGAGUACGGCCAGGAGAAGUACGUCACCGAGUACGACGAGUGGGAUCGGGAACAGGCCGCCAAGGCAAAGGCGCAAAUCCAGCGAGCCGAGCGGGACGAGGACGGAUACGACUAUGUCAUGGACGAGGACCAGUACGUCCAGUGGACCAUGGACUCCCGCAUGGCCGGCGAGGGCGUGCUCACCGGCGAGCAGCGCUUCCUGCAGGCCCAGGUCGACGCGGAAGAGAAGCGGCAGCUGUCGAUGCAGGAGACCCGGCAGAGCCUACCGAUAUACGCCUACCGCGACGAGUUCCUCGCCGCGCUGGAGCAGUACCAGAUCCUGGUCAUCGUUGGAGAGACGGGCAGCGGCAAGACGACGCAGCUGCCGCAGUACCUCCACGAGGCCGGGUUCACCAAGGACGGCAUGAAGGUCGGCUGCACACAGCCGCGACGUGUGGCGGCCAUGAGCGUUGCGGCCCGUGUGGCCGAUGAGAUGGGGGUCAAGCUGGGAAACGAGGUCGGGUAUUCGAUCCGGUUCGAGGACAAGACCAACGAAAAGACCAUCAUGAAGUACAUGACCGACGGUAUGCUUCUGCGCGAGUUCAUGACGGAACCGGACCUGGCGGGCUACUCGGCCAUCAUGAUCGACGAGGCCCACGAGCGGACGGUUCAUACCGACAUUCUCCUCGCCCUAGUCAAGGAUCUGGCGCGAGAGCGCAAGGAGCUGAAACUACUGAUCUCGUCGGCCACGAUGAAUGCAGAAAAGUUUGCUUCAUACUUUGACGACGCACCCAUCUUCAACAUCCCCGGCAGGAGGUAUCCCGUGGACAUCUACUAUACACCACAACCGGAAGCCAACUACCUCGCGGCCGCCAUCACCACCGUGUUCCAGAUCCACACCACGCAACCCAAAGGCGAUAUCCUGAUCUUCCUCACGGGUCAGGACGAGAUUGAGUCUGCGGAGCAACAGAUAACUGACACAGCCCGCAAGCUGGGGAGUCGCAUCAAGGAGCUGGUCAUCUGCCCAAUCUACGCAAACCUGCCCUCGGAGCUGCAGUCCAAAAUCUUCGAGCCGACGCCCGAGAACGCGCGCAAGGUGGUGUUGGCGACAAACAUCGCCGAGACCAGUCUGACCAUCGACGGCAUCGUUUACGUCAUCGACCCGGGCUACGUCAAGGAGAACGUGCACAACCCUGCCACGGGCAUGUCCAGCUUGGUGGUCGUGCCGUGCUCGAGGGCGUCGGCCAACCAGCGGAGCGGUCGUGCAGGCCGUGUCGGGCCCGGGAAGUGCUUCAGACUCUACACCAAGUACUCGUACAUGAACGAGAUGGACGAGUCGCCCACGCCCGAGAUCCAGCGGACGAACCUCAACGGCGUGGUGCUCCAGCUCAAGUCCCUGGGAGUCGACGACCUGCUCUCGUUCGGGUUCAUGGACCCGCCGGCGACGGAGGCGCUCAUCGGGUCGCUCAACCACCUGUUUGCGCUGCAGGCCUUCAACCACAAGGGCGAGCUCACAAAGGUGGGCCGGCAGAUGGCCGAGUUCCCCAUGGAGCCCAUGUUCGCCAGGACGGUCCUGGCGGCGGACAAGGAGGGGUGCGUGGACGAGGUGCUGUCCAUCGUGGCCAUGCUCGGCGAGGCCUCGGCCCUCUUCUUCCGGCCCAAGGACAAGAAGGUGCACGCAGACGCGGCGCGGGGCCGGUUCACGGUCGAGAAGGGCGGCGACCAACUGACGCUGCUCAACAUCUGGAAUCAGUGGGUCGACAGCGACUUCUCGCCCAUCUGGUCCAAGGAGAACUUUUUGCAGCAGCGCUCCCUCACGCGCGCGCGCGACGUGCGCGAGCAGCUGGCUAAGCUGUGCGAGCGCGUCGAGGUGGCGCCCUCGACGUGCGGCGCCUCCAACAUGCCGCCCAUCCAGCGCGCCAUCACGGCGGGCUUCUUUCUGAACGCGGCGCGCAUGAGCCGCAACGGCGACGGCUACCGCAUGGUCAAGGGCAGCACCACGGUCUACAUGCACCCGAGCUCGGUCCUCAUGGCCGUCGACCCGCCUCCGAGGAUGGUGGUCUACACGGAGCUCGUCGCCACGACCAAGGAGUACAUGCGCUCGUGCAUGCCCAUCGAGCCAAAGUGGCUGGGCGAACUGGCGCCGCACUUUUUCAAGAAGGAGGACCUGGACGCGCUGGCGGAGAAGAAGAUGCCCAAGGACAGGAGGCGCUGAGCAUUCCUGUUGUGUUGGGGUUUCUUGCUUGCUUGUUUAUCUGUCUCUGCCUGCCUGGAUCCAGGAUCCAUGUCUUAUACCCCCCCACUGACGGAGAGAUCGGGAUGAUAUGUGUGUAUUUACUUUACGUGUCCAGCCUGUGAGGUCUAGACCUUGGAAGACCCGAGACGAAUGGAAUAACGAAGUACCACGGAUUCCUCUUUUAAGCCAUAUCAUUGAUAUCUUCGUCACGCAAAUGAACAGGCCUGCUUGGGGCAUUCACUUUUUAUUCAUUACAGAUUUGGACUAGGAAACAUGUAUCCCCCCCGUUGGCAUCCCCCGCGUCAGAGCCUCAACCUUGUCUUGGCGCGCUGUUGUCCCCUCGAGUGGAGCAUCGAUGCCCUAUCCGUCUUAGCAUUGUUGCUUUGAGCGGCCCC